Diabrotica balteata is the source of this 1128-nucleotide messenger RNA. The record is from the annotation of a GenBank genome assembly. Lineage: Eukaryota; Metazoa; Arthropoda; Insecta; Coleoptera; Chrysomelidae.
AUGAUAACCACAUAUUUACUGUACCCUGUAAUCAUCAAGCGCUUGAACUCUUUUGGGGAAUGGAUGCCCUGCCACCCCAUCAAACCGAUAGUAGUAGAUGUUGCUGGUUUCUAUUAUACAGGUGUAAAUGAUAAAGUCUUAUGUGCUUUUUGCGGUGUUGUUUAUAAUAAAUGGAUUGCAGAUGACAUACCGUUAGAUAAACAUAAAGACGAUUGUUGUUUUCUGACUGCCUAUAAACAAGCUCAAAAACUGUGGACUGUCGAAGAACGUCUAAAAACUUUUACAAAUAGGAAUAUUUCUGCUAAAAAACACGCAGAAGCUGGUUUUUUUUAUGAAAAUGGUAAGACUUAUUAUAUAACGAAUAAAGACAUUACUUUGAUCAGUGUUCGAUUAGCAACAUUUCACAACAACGUUACUGGUUCGCGUACUCCUCUACGUACUUAUAGUGAAAUCAGAGCAGCUACAUGCAAUUUUAUAUAUACAGGCCCAUUUAAACGAACUAUAACUACAGAUCUUUGUAUUAUCAUUGAUAUCUUCAAAAAUGUGGAAACACAAGACACUGAGGUAAACAGAGAAGCGAAUGUGGAAACACAAGACACUGAGUUUAUUUCCGGUUCCAGUUCUGGUUCAACUUCGGGUUCUGAUAACGGUUCCGAUUCCGGUUCCGAUUCUGGUUCCGGUUCCGGUUCCGAUUCCGAUUUCGGUUCCAAUUCAAUUUCUGGUUCAACUUCGGGUUCUGAUAACGGUUCCGAUUCCGGUUCCGAUUCUGGUUCCGGUUCCGGUUCCGAUUCCGAUUUCGGUUCCAAUUCAAUUUCUGGUUCAACUUCGGGUUCUGAUAACGGUUCCGAUUCCGGUUCCGAUUCUGGUUCCGGUUCCGGUUCCGAUUCCGAUUUCGGUUCCAAUUCAAUUUCUGGUUCAACUUCGGGUUCUGAUAACGGUUCCGAUUCCGGUUCCGAUUCUGGUUCCGGUUCCGGUUCCGAUUCCGAUUUCGGUUCCAAUUCAAUUUCUGGUUCAACAUCGGGUUCCGAUACCGGUUCCGAUUUUGGUUCCGAUUCCGGUUCCGAUUCCGGUUCCGAUUCUAGUUCCGGUUCCGGUUCCGAUUCCGAUUUCGGUUCCGAUUCAAUUUAA